Molecule: messenger RNA, 2290 nt
Organism: Osmerus eperlanus (European smelt)
Lineage: Eukaryota; Metazoa; Chordata; Actinopteri; Osmeriformes; Osmeridae
Product: T-complex protein 11 homolog
Exons: 10
Coding region: 518-1846 (442 amino acids)
Biological process (GO): regulation of sperm capacitation
Cellular component (GO): sperm flagellum; acrosomal vesicle
Source: RefSeq, a predicted model, not a curated record
GCCCCACUCAACGUACCAGAAAAAAUACUGUAGUUAAUUAAAAUACAAAUUACACAAACACACAAUGGAUUAUUGUUUGCCGCGGAAUAUUAGUGAACGUAAACCUUCUUGGAAGUGGCACGUUUGACUUCGGUUCGGUGUAAUGCCGAUAUUCGAAUAAUGUAGCUAUGUCCCCUCUUUGUGAAAUGGUUCGCUCCUGGUUUGAAUCUGACAGCGCUGCGACCCCGGACAUAACGAUUCUUCAAUACGCUACCAACGUUGAAUGCAAGCGAAAUUUUUGCCAAACACCAGUUUGCCAAACACUCACAUACUUUAUUUAAUUGAACAUCAUCAAACGUGGGGUUACAAUGCCGAAUGUAAACGAGGUAAAAGAAGCGGGUGGAGAGAUACCGAUCGACAUACCUUGUCUUCAGAAACUGGACUCUCCCACAGGUAGCCCCACUAAGGGGACCCCUUACCAGAGCGGGCGGAGCUGGAGGGUUGCGUCUCCAACCUCAGCCUGGCCCACGAGAUCGUGAUGAACCAAGACUUCUGCUUCAGACAGAACAGCCCUCCAAAAGACAGUGUGGAGGGGAAGGUGAAGGAGGUGGUUCACAGAGCCUUCUGGGACGUUCUCCAGGAGCAGCUGUCCAGCUGCCCUCCAGACUACAGCCAUGCUGUCACCCUGCUUCAGGAGGUCAAGGCUACCCUCCUCUCCCUGCUCCUGCCUGGCCAUGCCAGGUUGCGCGCCCAGCUGGACGAGGUUCUAGACCUGCCUCUGAUCCAGCAGCAGGUCCUCCAUGGGGGCCUGGACCUGCCCCGCCUGGCCGCCUACGUCACCAGCACCAUGGGCUCCCUCUGUGCCCCCGUACGGGACCCAGAAAUCCGGGCCCUGCGAGGCCUCUCAGACCCAGUGGACAUCCUCAGGGAGAUCCUGCGUGUGCUGGGACUGAUGAAGACCGACAUGGUGAACUUCACCGUCCAGAACCUGAGACCACACCUGCUCCAGCAGGCUGUCCAGUACGAGCGGACCAAGUUCCAGCAGAUCCUGGACAAGGAGCCAGCCUCUCUGGACCGCACCACUGCAUGGCUCCGAGGGGCUGCCCAAGAGUUCGUAUCUAACUCAUCAUCGGGACCGGAGGGGGUCUCCCCCCCGCCUGAUGGUGCUCCUGGUCCAGUCAGCCCCACGGCCGUCCUCAACAAAGCCUGCCUGAACCUGCUCCGCUGGGACCCACAGGACCACAACUACCCCGAGACGGUUGUGAUGGAUCGGGUCCGUCUGGAUUCUCUGGGUCGGAGUCUGAAUCUGCUGGUUCUGGAAGCCGCAGUACUUCUGUUGACCACCACUCAUUGUGGGGGCACUGUUUCCUCCCAGCAUGGGUUUGUAGGUAAACUGAAGAAGACCUUCACUGCCCUGUUGGAGGGCAGUCACAGCAGGAGCUGCGACCUGCAGGGGGCGCUGCAGGGCCUCGCGGAGCAGGUGCUGGUGCAGGUGCGGAGCGUCCAGGAGGGGAGCGUCCAGGAGGGGAGCGUCCAGGAGAGGAGCGUCCAGCUGGACAGAGACAGACUGGAGCUGCUGAAGAGACAGAUCUCAGAUCUGGGGGAGGCUGACAACCCUGUCCGCAAACUCCUAGGGGAGAGAGUCCGGGGCUACCUGCAGGCUACGCUGGAGGCCGGUUCCCAGCAGGGGGCCCCGUCCCCGCCCCAGGCCCUGAGCCUGGUGGGGGCUGAGCUCACCUCGCUGGCCUCCUCCUUCGGGAAAAUCCUCCAGUUCAACCGCUCUGUGUUCGGGCCCUUCUACGCCCCCAUCCUCAGGACAGUCCUGUUCCCAGAGAGAGAGGCCGAGAUGGGGGAAGACUCCCGCUAGACCCCCCCCCCCCAGCCUGGAGCUCCACCUCGCUAAGAAGCUGCUGGGUCACUCAGGAUACAGAGACAGUGUAUUGGAUAUUGUACAACUAAAGGAUCAUGUAAAUAUGUGUUUUGAAAAAAAAAAAUGAAAAAAAAGUUAUGUUUCUUUUUUUUUUUGCAUUGUUGUGUCAUAACUGCAAAAUGCUUUGGUGGUUUUGCGUGUACAAUCAUAUUUCUAUAGUUUCUGUCAUAAAGGAAAACUGUUACAUAUAUUUAACAAUGUUCCAGAAAUGUAAUGAAGUGUUUAUUCUUACUGCUGCUGGAAGGUUUUGGUUCUUUUCCUUCUGAUCUGCAGUUUGGGAUUACAUUGUUUACUAGUUAAUGUGUGUUAACUAGUAGACAACAGCAUUAACCAAAGAUAGAAAGUCCUUUUCUUUCAAAUAAUAAUCUUUCUGAACUGGAA